Drosophila miranda is the source of this 1232-nucleotide messenger RNA. RefSeq lists its product as uncharacterized. The record is from RefSeq and is a predicted model, not a curated record. NCBI's taxonomy places the organism in Eukaryota, Metazoa, Arthropoda, Insecta, Diptera, Drosophilidae. Bases 251 to 610 code for a protein of 119 amino acids. The transcript has 2 exons.
UCCACCGGACGCCAUCGACUGGGUAAACAACCCCGGCAUCAGGUGGUUGCUGGCACCGAACGUUACCCGGCGAUGAGUCAAGUUCAAUGACGAAAUACGAGUGGCCGCAAAAACAGGGCUCCAAAGCUAAUUGGGAAAAUUGCCAUCCGGCAUCAGUGCGUAAAAUUGUCCCGCCGCGGGGGCCUAUAAAGGGGAAAAGUCCGAGCGCAACAUAGAUUAGUCGGGAAACACAGCUCCAGCUUCGCACAAAAUGUCACACCAGUCCAGCCACAGUUGCAGCCUCUUCUGGCUAUCGAUGGCCACCCUGCUGGCGCUGACGACGGCCCAGUACUACACACAGUACAAUCCGUACUACACGGCCAGUCCGACGUUCUCCAGCUUGAACCAGUACUACUACCAGACCACGCCGUAUCCCUACUACUACAGCACGUACACGACGCCGAGUCCCUAUGCCAACACUAAGAUACGCAUCUGGCCGUAUGUGAUCGGCCAGUAUCUGUAUCCGGUGUACAACAACAACAACUACAACAAUCCCUAUGCCUCGCUGAGCAAUCCCAACUGGCAGAACUACUACGCGAGCGUCUAUCAGGCGAAUUGGGGCCGAAAGUAGGGCGGGGGAUGUACUAUUAAUGUUUAUUUUGUGUUCAGUUAAUAAAAGAUAUCGUAUAUAUCGGAAGAGUAAUGGCAGGUAAUGGAAUACUCUCUACAGAAUCCCAACGGAAACGAUACGGAUAAUGACCUCCAUCAAAAUGCAAAUAUUCGAUGUUGGGUAGAAUGGUAAACAGAUCAACCGUCAAAAGGUGUGAGAACCGUUAGGAAUAGAGCGUUCCAAUGAAUGGAGCGGGGGCCCAUUAAAGCGGGGCCCAGACCAGAGCGAACUGAGCCCCGAAAAAACCUGAACCUGAACCCGAGACGAGACGAGACGAGACACAACCUCCCGGUGAACCCUGAACGUGAACGUGAACCUGAACCCAGUCGAGAGGUACUUAACGGUUUUCACACACCAUCGCCAGGUUCCAGUUGGGUGGGGUGCCAUUAUGUAAUGAUUUUUGGGCAAACUCGGCUGCAUCGGACAUCGACAGAGCAACGAACUUGACUCUGAACUCUCGACUUGCGACUUAUGACAGUUGCAGUUAUGUUUGUUUAUGUAACUGAGGCAUGUGGCAAUACCAUUUGAUGUAAUGGCAAUAAAGAGUGGCAUGAUCGUAAACUCGAACGAACGUUCGUUUCAU